AUGGUUCAAGUAUCAACAAUCGCUGAAAGCCUCUAUGCGAAGAAGGCAUCGAAAUAUAUUGAAAUUUUAAACCAGUUGCGUCGUAUCGGUGCACAUUUUACUGUUAACUUGCCUACAAUUGUUUUUUGUGGUAAUCAGUCGGCUGGUAAAAGUUCGUUACUUGAGGCGAUUUCCGGUGUUCCGCUACCAAGGUCCGAUGGAACUUGUACUCGCUGUGUUAUGGAAUUACGUUUAAUCGAAUCCAAAGAACCAUGGCAAUGUCAAAUUUUUUUACGUCAUGAGUACGAUAAAGACGAGAAUCCCCUUCCCUGUACAACCGAAGUGAAAUUUGGGAAUAUGAUAUAUAGCCCCGAUGGUGUUGAGCUUAUGGCUCGUAAAGCACAGAAAGCUUUAUUAAAUCCUUUAAAUGAUAGUAAUCAGUAUGUCGAUUGGGAUUUCAGUUACGAGAAUGAAGCUGAUCCUAAUAGCCUCAAAUUUACGAAAAACGUUGUAUGUUUAGAGAUAAAAGGGAACAAUGUGCCAAACUUAAGUUUAAUUGAUCUACCUGGCAUCAUUCGUAA
This is a messenger RNA of Acaulospora morrowiae, 560 nucleotides long. The record is from the annotation of a GenBank genome assembly. Lineage: Eukaryota; Fungi; Glomeromycota; Glomeromycetes; Diversisporales; Acaulosporaceae.